Aspergillus welwitschiae is the source of this 644-nucleotide messenger RNA. RefSeq lists its product as uncharacterized. The transcript has a single exon. The record is from RefSeq and is a predicted model, not a curated record. NCBI's taxonomy places the organism in Eukaryota, Fungi, Ascomycota, Eurotiomycetes, Eurotiales, Aspergillaceae. Bases 84 to 515 code for a protein of 143 amino acids.
AGUAAAUAGGAGUAUAUUGCCACAUCGACAAACGUAUCGACUGUGGUCUUGGAGGCAACCUCGGAAAUGGCAGCCGUGUUCAGAUGAGAAAGAUACCCGUCAAGAAGCCAGAUCGCCCACGUCUAAACCCUCAGUCGGUGAAUGAGGUCGUGUCCGGCCACCCCCCCCAGGAAAGCCUUAUGCUCCUUAGCCUGGACCAGAGAAUCCUCCACUACGGCGCGAACCCUAGGCUGAUCAUCCGUCGUCAUAAAAUAGAGUUGCAGAGGGUAAGAUCCAGUGAGUUGCUUUUUUCCCCUAGGAUUUCCUUGAAUCUUGCUGACUGGGGGCUGAAUCCUUGGGUCCGGUUCAAUAGUCGCAUGGAUUUCAAGUGUAGACUGCAGAGGGUCGGGGAGGCCUCACUAGGGGCGGGGGUAAAACAUUUAGCACAAUGCUUUACAAGGCAUUCUAUAGCUGUGCAACGUAGUGGCAACACAAUUUGCACAAGCGGGCAACCUCUUUCUCUGUCUAGAUUGUGACUGCCUGGUGUUGUGCAAUAUAGAGUUUUGGCAACAUGGUAAUCUCCAAUUGAUGAUACGGGAAGAAACAAGACGAUGUAACUCUGGGUGUUUGGUUACCUUACUCCGUACCGAACUGCGAGUUCCGAU